Medicago truncatula (barrel medic) is the source of this 1650-nucleotide messenger RNA. RefSeq lists its product as uncharacterized. The transcript is spliced from 2 exons. The record is from RefSeq and is a predicted model, not a curated record. Bases 197 to 997 code for a protein of 266 amino acids. Lineage: Eukaryota; Viridiplantae; Streptophyta; Magnoliopsida; Fabales; Fabaceae.
AAAGACGGGUGAUACCGACAGUGACAUCAUAUAGGUGUGUAAGAUAGAGUGGGCUAGAUGAGUGAUGAAAACGACAUCGUUUUGAUAUAGGGUUUCUGUUUUGCGAUCGAAUCGAGUGGUACCAACCAAAUCAAUCAACGAUUCUCUGCUCGUGCCACUGUCAGUCCACAAUUUCUCCAAUUUUCCGCACAAUCGAAUGUGGAACUUCGCAUCAAAUUGUAUUGCUGGAAAUGUAGGGCUGAAAAAGGAUUCGUCAAACCCAACUCAUUCUGCUUCAGAAUGUUCUGAUGAUGAGACCUCUGUCGUAGGAAGAGAGGAAGGGCUUGAGUGCCCAGUAUGCUGGGAAUCUUUCAAUAUUGUUGAAAAUGUGCCUUAUGUUUUGUGGUGUGGUCAUACACUCUGUAAAAACUGUAUCUUGGGACUACAAUGGGCUACCGUGAAAUUUCCAACGCUGCCGGUUCAACUUCCACUUUUCAUCUCCUGCCCUUGGUGCAACCUUCUAUCAUUUCGUUUAGUAUAUCGAGGAAAUCUUAGAUUCCCUCGUAAGAACUACUUUCUUCUUUGGAUGGUUGAGGGCAUGAAUGGUGACCGAGUAAAAUCACAUUCAACUUGCUGUGGGGAUAAUCAACAACAGUGUGCAAGCAAAGGUAAUUUAACCUUAGGAGGGCAAGUAAACCAUGGAAAUCUUCAGGGGGGGCAAGUCCACCCUCCAGAUACAUCGAACUCCAGUCAGCCUCGGGCUAAUACCCGCAAUCACCUCGAUAUGGAAAGGGUGCAUAUAUCUCUUCGAAAGUCAUUGAUUUUCUUUGUCCAGUUGACAGCUAAGUUCCCGUUGAUCAUUAUAUUUCUUUUGAUUAUCUUGUAUGCAGUACCAGCCAGUGCAGCCAUUUUGGCUCUGUAUAUACUUGUUACAAUUCUCUUUGCUCUCCCGUCAUUUCUCAUCUUGUACUUCUCAUAUCCAAGUUUAGACUGGCUUGUCAGGGAAAUAAUUGCCUGACAUCAUAAGCUAGUUUAAGCUUUUGUUCCAUGAUUUGCCGGCUUCCCCUUUAGUCCAUUACAAGCUGUGUUAGUUCUCUUCUGGCAUACAGCACUGCUCAAUUUAAUACAGUAGUAUAAUCGACUCGGACUUGAUUUCAGCUAUGGUAAAGCUUGGUUGGUUGGUACUGGUAGGUACAGAAUCAGUGCCAUUAAUAGUGUUGAUGUAAACCAAGACUGUGGACUAGCGCCAUGAUUAUGCCCAUGCCGUUUUUCUGGAGGCAAUUAUUUGUCUGGUUUAAUUCCAGUUUUACUUGGGGGAGAAUCGAUCCCGAUACUUGGGGACUACAUUUAUCAAUGUCAUGUUUUGUAUGGUAUGGGUAUUUCUUUUAAUACAGCUUAUAGUUAUAUGUUUGUAUCUUUAGAAAAAAGAGUUAUAUGUUUGUAAAUUGUAUAUAACAAUUGUGUUGUUUGUGUGUAGCCUAUUUUGAAGUACUUUCUGCUUAAUUUUAAGUUGUUUCCUGUGUUUGGCUGCUACAAAUUCCAGCACUCUUUAGGUUAGAUAUGUUUCAUGUAUGGCUGUAUAAUUUGGUAUGGAUCUUGUUUGAGAAAUAUGUCUCAACUGAAGCAUAUUAUGUAUACAGAAGGCAGACAUGGAAAGGGUUUUUGUGUUAA